AUGGCGGUCGGGGCGGGCGCGGGGCAGUUCGACGACGAGGCCGUGAAGGCAGAGGCGAACGAGAUGCAGGAGUUCGGCGAGACUGCGUUGGGCUUCGAGGUCAACGACGGGAUGCCGAUGGCCAUGCGCCAGACUGGUUGCUCCACCGUCGGGUUCGAGGGCAAUCAGAAGGAAUUGUAUGGCAUCGUCAACCUCAUCUUGAUGGCUGGUGAUCGGAUUGCGGAGGUGCAGCCUGGGGGGGCCGUGAAGGCAGACCCCGAAGAGGAAGCGGAGAUGACUGCCCUCCGCGCGGUGGUCGCAGCGGAGGGCGACGCUGCGGAAUGCAUCCGCCGCUGCUCGGCUGCCUGCGUGGCCGCGGCGCGGGCGGUGGCGCGGCUGCAGGAGGACCCCGCGGCGCUCCCAGGCGCCGUCGCGCGCGCCGCUGCGGCCCUCGAUCAGGCCGUUCAGCAGGGGCGGAGAGCAGAAGAGCAGCACCGAUCGCGGAAGGCCUGUGCCUGGGAGACGGCCUGUGCGAUGGUGCGUGCGGGGGCCGCGGGGCCCGAGGAGGCCGGGCCCCAGCAGCCAGAGCCGUACACUGCCUGA
Messenger RNA from Prorocentrum cordatum, 582 nucleotides. NCBI's taxonomy places the organism in Eukaryota, Dinophyceae, Prorocentrales, Prorocentraceae. The record is from the annotation of a GenBank genome assembly.